CUCAGGUCACAGAACACAGAGGUUAGAUUACAGACUGCAUACUUACAGGUGAGACUGGCUCAGGUUCGGUUCUGUGAGUAGUCCGGAUGGCAAAGCGGGUCACGCGGCAGCUGGAGGAGUGCUAUUAUGAGGGUUACCUGGAGAAACGAUCUUUUAAAGACAAGACAUUUCAGAAAGUGUGGGCGUGCCUUUGUGGAAACAAACUUUUCUUCUUCAACGAUAAAAAAGACACUGACUACAUACAGAAGGUGGACCUCAAUGAAUUCAUCUCAGUAACAGAUGAUGCCAACUGGGACAAAACGUUAUCUGCAGCCCGGCUGAAGCUCCAGAUUAAAGAUGGUGAUAUUGGACUGACUGUGCCCAGCCUCGAGGCUCGGGAGCUGUGGAAAGGUUAUAUCCACGCUGUGGCACAGCUGGCUGUACCAUUCUCCCUCAACCUACUGCCAGGACAGAUCCACAUGCUGAGAGAGGUAGUGGAGAAGGAAAUCAAGAGAAGAAAACCUCUUCUUCCACCUGCUGGCUCCACCUACCUCAACCUCCUUGCAGACAUGCCAACUUGUUACUACCCGGUGUCCCGUGUGGAGGCGGAGCUGCUGCUGGACAGAGAGUCGUCCAGUGGAAACCUGCUGCUGAGGCCUGGGUGUGAUGGGAGUUCGUUUGCUGUCACCACCAGACAGGACCUGGACAGCCCAAUGUUCAGACAUUACCGCGUGAGUCAGAAACCUGAGGGGGCCUUCAGCAUUGAUGUGGACAUUCCUGUCUCCUGUAACACACUGAACAAUGUCAUCAACUACUUUGUGGAAAAAACAGAAGGGGUUCUGGUUCCUCUGAUCAUUGAUGGCACAUAUGACAAGAACAUCUGUUUUAUUCACUCAGAUAAAGAAAAUGGAGAAAAGACACUUCAGCAAGCCACAUCAAACAUUCUUCCACCGAGUCUACUUCCUAAACCAGCUCUCAGACGCCCGUCCUCCAAUCCAGCUCCAAAACCAGAACAACAUGUUUAUCAGAAUGACAUACCACUGAAGGUUGACAGAGAGGCAGACGAUACUUCAGCAGCUCCCGCCACACCCAUGAUGCCUCCACGUCCUGCUCCUCGCAAAAAGAUCGCGUCUUUCUCAGCUGCCUCUUCUUCCAUCUCCACAGACAAGAAGACAAUGGGAAGCCGGGCUGCCCCCCUUGAACAAACAGCAUUGUCAGAGCUCAAACAGGCCCUAGAAAAGAGGCGGGCUGUGAAGUGACCCCUCCUGAUGGAAACCUCAGCACUUGUUAAAAAAAACACAAAGCCAGCGUGUUGACUGACAGUAGCAGCGAUUUGGGCCAUAUGUCACCUUCAUGUCCCUGUGACUGGAGAUGUUGUGAUCCUCAGCUCACCAUCAGCAGAAAAGCCGCUGGAAACAUUCUCAUGAACAGAUGAACCCACUGUAAACACACUCCAGCCUUCUCAAGUGCAUUUGGCACAUUUACUUUGACAAC
Thalassophryne amazonica is the source of this 1473-nucleotide messenger RNA. RefSeq names its product signal-transducing adaptor protein 2-like. The coding region runs from base 87 to 1238 and encodes 383 amino acids. The record is from RefSeq and is a predicted model, not a curated record. The transcript is spliced from 13 exons. NCBI's taxonomy places the organism in Eukaryota, Metazoa, Chordata, Actinopteri, Batrachoidiformes, Batrachoididae. Gene Ontology annotation, molecular function: signaling adaptor activity.